This is a messenger RNA of Oldenlandia corymbosa var. corymbosa, 2215 nucleotides long. Lineage: Eukaryota; Viridiplantae; Streptophyta; Magnoliopsida; Gentianales; Rubiaceae. The record is from the annotation of a GenBank genome assembly.
GGAAAAGGAAAGACCGGCGUCAUUCCAGAAGUUCUAGAACUACGCGCCUAAGUUUCCGCUCCUAUAAGACAUUCCAAAUUCUCACCGAAUCUCUCUCAAUUUAGCCUACGUUUGUGAAACGUCUCUAAUUCUCUGUUUCUUAUUACUAACAAAAAAAGCCCUCAAUUCAAUUCCCUUUUCUUGCGAUUUUAAUCCAAGCAUCAAUCGAUAAUUUCCACCAUGGCCGAUACCUAUCCCGAAACCGAAAAGCAAAUUGAAAUCACCGAGGAGCAGAAAUUGAAAUACUUGGAAUUCGUUCAAGUGGCAGCGCUUCAUGCGGUGUUCUAUGCUGCGAGGGUGUACGCUUACGCUAAGGAGAAUUCCGGCCCGUUGAAGAACGGUGUCCAGACCGUCGAGAGCACCGUCAAGACCGUUGUUGGUCCUGUUUAUGAGAAAUAUCACGAUGUCCCUGUUGAGGUUCUCAAAUUUGUUGACCGAAAGGUUGAUGAGUCUGUGAACAAGGUGGACAAUUUUGUUCCUCCAUUGCUAAAGCAGGUGUCUAACAAAGCUUACUCAGCUGCUCAGAAAGCACCUGCUGCUGCACGCACUGUUGCAUCAGAUGUGAAGAGUGCUGGUGUUGUUGAAACCGCUUCAGGGCUUGCCAAGAACGUGUAUGUCAAGUAUGAGCCUGCUGCAAAGGAGCUUUACACCAAAUACGAGCCAGUGGCUGAGCAGUAUGCUGCUUCUGCUUGGCAGUCUCUCAAUAAGCUCCCAUUGUUCCCUAAGGUCGCGCAGGCCGUAGUUCCAGCAGCCAGCUAUUGUACUGAGAAGUACAAUCAAACUGUUCAACAUUCGGCAGAGAAGGGUUACAAGGUCGCAACGUAUCUACCUCUAGUACCCACUGAGAAGAUUGCUAAGGUGUUUGGCAAUAAAGCCGCCCAACCUAUUGGUGGUGAAGUUGCUGCACACUAGUCGUUUCUUUGUGCCUAUCUACUAUCAUAUGGUUCUUACCUGUUACUAUGACACAGGGGAUCCAUGAUAUGUGCGUGUGUGAUGGUUAAUGGUGUUUUAGACAAUGGAGAUGUGGUUGCCUGGUGAUUAGAAUGUGUUAUGUUGUUGAAUACUUUUAGAUAGGGUGAUUGUUGGCUAUGUUAUAUAGCUUCGUGGGUUAAAGCAGCGGGACUAAUAAUUUUAUGCUGCUUUCCUUUUUAUAAAUUUUUGGUACUGUCCUGUCUUGUUCUUCGGCAUAUUGCUUAUUAUAGGAGUAAAUAUAUACUGUGACAUGGAAAACUAUAUAUGAAAAGCCGACCAGCUAGAGCUUCCAAAUUAUUGAUCUUCAAAAGCACCUAAUACAGAGAACACAUGUAGAGGAGUUAAAUAUAGGCAGCUUGAAGGUGCUAACCUAAGCAGGAAGGCACUUCGAUUCCUUGCCUGUUACAGAUAAAUUCUUUGCCAUUUACAGCUAAAUUACUCACCGUCUACCCUCGUAGUUGUCUCUUGAAGGGAUACUAUAGUUGGUUCGAAUUCCCAAUCCUUGUUUGCAGCAAAUCCAUCCCCGAGAGUUCAACAUCUUAUGCAUGGGCACAAGGAGACCUUAAUAGUAGCCAAUCAUGGUUCCAACAAGUAUGGGCGGGUGAUAAAGUUCAGGUCUUAAGAAACAUUCCUUAGACUAGAGGAACGACUCUUUCCCAUCUUCUUCCUGCGCCAUCAUUAACCAGACUUCAAAUAAUCCAUGCAUGCACUAAAUGAUCAAAGCAAGGCAAUCGCCCAAGACAGAUGGUGUUGCAGUGACAAAUGAUGGGUUUAGUUUCGAAUGAUGAUGUAAUAUAAGGCUAAAUGUUUCAGUGCGGAAGGCAAACUGAAGAAUCACACUUAGUCCCACACAUUUCCGUCAGGCUAAUAACAACCACCAUUCACGUAUACUCCUCCUGCAGGGACAAGGCUGCCGAUCAAUUUGUCCUUCCAGUAUGGACAAUAAGUAUAUCCAGAGCCAAAUGCCUCCAAUUCCAAGUCAAGCUUAGUCCAGCAGUCUGUACCAAGUUUAUAAAUUUCAACAUACAAAAGCUCUGCUCUAUCAUUGCCCAACCGGCCUACCCUGAUGACCUUGUAAUCCUUAGUUAACGUAUCAAAACCAAACCCAAGUACACUCUUAUUCCAGCUAGUUGCAAACAUUUCUUGAAGCUAGUUUACUAACUAGGUCUCUAAUGAGUUUGAUACUUUGAUUCUAUUGACUUCC